UGCGAGUCUAUGAACAACACGUGAAAUCCAAAAUGGCUGAUCAGAAUGAAGAAGACACGACUCCGGCGGCAGAUAUUGUCGUUACUAAGUAUAAAAUGGCUGGAGAUAUGGUCAACGGCAUCAUGAAAGAAGUGAUUGCGAAAUGUGUAGCUGGUGAAAAGAUAAACAAUAUCUGUGAGUUUAGCGACAGGAGACUACAAGAAGAAACAAGCAAAGUGUUUAAGAAGGACAAAGAAAUGAAGAAAGGCAUUGCCUUCCCAACAUGUGUGUCAGUCAACAACUGUAUAUGUCAUUUCUCUCCCCUUAAGAGUGAUCCAGAUAAAGAACUAUCUGAUGGAGAUGUUGUGAAGAUUGACUUGGGAGCUCAGAUUGAUGGAUACAUUGCUGUAAUCGCUCACACACUUGUUGUUGGUGCAUCAAAGGAAAAUAAAGUUAAGGGGAGGAAAGCAGAUGUCAUCAUGGCUGCACAUUUAGCUUCAGAAGCUGCCCUCCGGAUAGUCAAACCAGGCAAUGAGAAUAAUGUGGUGACUGAUGCCGUACAGAAAGUUGCUGAAUCAUUUAAAUGUAAACCCAUUGAAGGAAUGCUUUCACAUCUGUUAAAAAAGCAUGUUAUUGAUGGGGAAAAGGCAAUAAUUCAGAAUCCCUCAGAAGCCCAAAGGAAAGAACAUGAAAAGUGUGAGUUUGAGACAUAUGAAGUGUAUGGAGUCGAUGUUUUAAUCAGCACAGGUGAAGGCAAGGGUAGGGAACAGGAGACGAGGACUACAGUGUAUAAAAAGAAAGACAUUAUCUAUCAACUGAAAAUGAAGGCCUCACGACAGUUCUUGAGUGAAGUAGACAAGAGAUUUGGACUGAUGCCUUUUUCUCUACGUUUAUGUGAGGAUGAGAAGAAGGCCAAAAUGGGGGUCGUGGAGUGUGUAAAACAUGAACUGAUGCAACCGUUCUCCGUCCUCUAUGAAAGAGAAGGCGAGUUUGUGGCUCAGUUCAAAUUUACAGUCAUUCUGAUGCCAAAUGGACCUUUAAGAAUAACAGGACUACCAUUUGAUGAAGAAUUAUAUGAAUCAGAAUACCAGGUAGAGGAUGAGGAAAUUAAGGCCCUGCUUUCUCAGUCUGCGUCCAGGAAGGCAGCCAAAAAGAAGAAGAAGAAAGCAGGAAAAUCUAUGGCAGAAUCAGCAGAGAAUGCAGAAGAUUAAAGUUAAAGUCUAAACAAAUUUUAUUGAUGGUGCAUGGAGGACAGACUCCAAAAUGUCGAAAAUUAAAAUAUAUAGAAAAGGACAACUAUACAACUGAAAUUUCGCUAUCAGCGAUACUUUAAAGUGGCUUGAAGAGAGACAAUUUUUUUGUUUUUAAAGAACAUAAAAAACCUGAGUUUCAGAUGUUGAGAAACACGGUCAUUUUCAUCAUAGUCCUGUCCAGUAUAGACGCUAGUCCAGACAUCUGCAGAAUCCACUUAAACAACUUCUUAUCUUAAAUGAGAGUCCUUGUCUCUAUAAAAAAGUGGUUGUUUUCCAAACACCAUAAUCAAAAGUGCUGUAAUAAGUAUUUAUGAAAUUCUUUAAAUGUGAUCUAUUUUUGGGGCUAGUUUUCAAUUUAUUUAAUAAAUGAUUUAAAAUAUAUGUAUUUAUUAUACAUUUGUAGAAUGAAAUGUUAUUUGAAUUUGUAAGCAUUUACCACAGAUACAGUGAUCAUGUAUGUUUCUUAAAUUAUUACGACGUGUAGUUUGUAAGAUCUGGAAUUUGUAAAUCUGCUGAAUAAAUUGAUAUUCUGCUGUCGUGUA
This is a messenger RNA of Saccostrea echinata, 1774 nucleotides long. Its product is annotated as proliferation-associated protein 2G4-like. Lineage: Eukaryota; Metazoa; Mollusca; Bivalvia; Ostreida; Ostreidae. The record is from RefSeq and is a predicted model, not a curated record. The transcript is spliced from 12 exons. The coding region runs from base 33 to 1190 and encodes 385 amino acids.